AUGCUGUCCCGAGCUGUGAGACCAGCCCUCAGCGCUGGCAAUGCCGCCUUCGCCAGAACGGCGGUGCCCCAGGCUGCCGGUUACGCCACCCUACGAGAAAUCGAAGGCCGUCUCAAGUCCAUCAAAAACAUCGAAAAAAUCACGAAGACGAUGAAAAUUGUGGCCUCAACAAAGCUUACUCGUGCCCAGAAGGCUAUGCGCGACUCCCGAAUCUACGGUCAGACCUCUAACAAGGUUUUCGAAGAAGCCGAGACGAAGCCAUUGGAGGAAAAGAAAACACUGCUCGUGGUUGCAAGCUCCGACAAGGGUCUCUGCGGUGGUAUUCAUUCCGGUCUGACACGUUACACUCGCCGCAUGCUCGACGCCGACCCCAACCUGGACCUUGCCGUUAUCGGUGAAAAGUCCAAGGCCCAACUCGGUCGAUCGAAUGCUCGAAACAUUGUCUUGAGUUUUGCUGGCAUUGGAAGGAAUGUCCCAACCUUUGCCGACGCUCAAGCAAUUGCCGACCAGCUUGUCAUGCUUCCGGAGGAGUACGCCAGCAUUAAAAUACUCUACAACAAGUUCGUCAACGCCCAGACCUACGAGCCCGUGAUCAUCGAAGCCUACUCGGAGGAAGCAAUUACGGAAUCACCCAACUAUGCUGCGUUCGAAAUUGAUGAUGAAGUUCUUGCGAACCUCCGAGAAUACACCCUUUCAAACUCUCUGUACUGGGCUCUGGCUGAAGGACACGCUUGCGAACAAUCUGCUAGACAGAAUGCCAUGGAUAAUGCCUCGAAGAAUGCUGGCGACAUGAUCGGAAAGUUCACUAUCUUGUACAACAGAACUCGACAAGCUGUCAUCACAGGAGAAUUGGUCGAAAUCAUCACUGGUGCCACCGCAUCGGAGGAUUUGUAG
Exophiala oligosperma is the source of this 894-nucleotide messenger RNA. Its product is annotated as ATP synthase F1, gamma subunit. The coding region runs from base 1 to 894 and encodes 297 amino acids. NCBI's taxonomy places the organism in Eukaryota, Fungi, Ascomycota, Eurotiomycetes, Chaetothyriales, Herpotrichiellaceae. The transcript has 4 exons. Gene Ontology annotation, biological process: proton motive force-driven ATP synthesis. Gene Ontology annotation, molecular function: proton-transporting ATP synthase activity, rotational mechanism. The record is from RefSeq and is a predicted model, not a curated record.